Calliphora vicina (urban bluebottle blowfly) is the source of this 684-nucleotide messenger RNA. RefSeq names its product putative gustatory receptor 59b. NCBI's taxonomy places the organism in Eukaryota, Metazoa, Arthropoda, Insecta, Diptera, Calliphoridae. The record is from RefSeq and is a predicted model, not a curated record. Gene Ontology annotation, cellular component: membrane. Gene Ontology annotation, biological process: sensory perception of taste. The coding region runs from base 1 to 684 and encodes 227 amino acids. The transcript has 2 exons.
AUGCAGUGGUGUAAAUGGAUAGUGGUCAUUUGUAAUGCCACCGUUUUGAAUAUGAUACACAUAGUAAUGUUUGGAUUUUUCGAAAUGGUUUGGAAAAUUUGUCGUCUACUCUAUCAACUCAAUUAUGAACUGAACUAUAUUUUUGAAAGACUUGAUAUCCCAGGCAUAAACCCUCAAGUGUUGGCCCAUGAAAUUGAAACAAUUUCGGAAGCACAUGCGGAAUUGUGUGGCAUAUUAAAACAAUUUUUAAAUCUUUAUCAAUUUCAAUUAAUAACAAGUCGUAUUUUAACCACCACCACUAAUGUUAUUUCAGCAUAUUACGGCUACGUUUUCAUAUUCUAUUAUCGCACUGGUACUUUAUAUUUAGUUCUGGGCGGCAUUUCCUAUUUGGUCUUCGCUAUAGAUUUUUAUUUAACCGAUUUAAUAUGCGACAUGAUAAGUGAAAGUUGCAAGCAAUUAAUAAUGAUUAUACAAAUGUUUAAUGAGAAGCAGUCGCUGUAUAGAGAGUGCGAAAAAUUCUCCUAUUAUUUAUGCAGUACAAAAGAAAUUCUUUGCCAUGGAGGCAUGGAUCGAGCAGCAUGGUUUAAAAUAAUGACACAAUUGGUAUCAAGUACGAUUGUUUUAAUACAAAGUCAUUUAACUAUAUUAAAUAUAUUUAAGAAAUAUAAUUUAGAAAUAUAUUGA